This is a messenger RNA of Rotaria sp. Silwood1, 510 nucleotides long. Lineage: Eukaryota; Metazoa; Rotifera; Eurotatoria; Philodinida; Philodinidae. The record is from the annotation of a GenBank genome assembly.
AUGGCUAUAAUAGCACAUCCAAAUCGUGUAAGUGAUGUACGUGCAAGUUAUGAUGGACAAUAUUUAUUUACAAGUAGUGGACUUAAUAAUGUUGUACACAUGCUACGUGUUAAUCCACAAGUAUUUACAAGCACAAGCACAAUUAAUCAAGAUAUAAAUCGUUUUGAUCGUCGAGAAGUAACACAAAAAAUUCUAUUAAGUGAAAUUCCAUUUGUCAUGAGAGCAUUAGUAUAUAUAAAUCAUCUACCAGCAUUUGGUCUUAAUCCAGCUGAUCUUAAUCAAGCAUUUAAUGGUCUUUCUGAUCAAUUAAAUCCUGAUAAUAAUCAACCACAAAUAACUCGUGAAAAUCUUUUAUUUCUUUUACAACAAUAUGGUGAACAUAUGAAUGAUUAUGAAAUGGCGGAUUGUUUAGGUAAUUUACUUCAUUUACAUAAUGAAUCAACUGAAAUGUUUGAUACAAUGAAUGUUGAAGAUGCUUGUCAAUUUAUUGGUAAUCCAUUCCCUGAAUAA